Drosophila pseudoobscura is the source of this 2106-nucleotide messenger RNA. RefSeq lists its product as uncharacterized. Gene Ontology annotation, cellular component: plasma membrane. The transcript has 3 exons. NCBI's taxonomy places the organism in Eukaryota, Metazoa, Arthropoda, Insecta, Diptera, Drosophilidae. The coding region runs from base 127 to 2082 and encodes 651 amino acids. Gene Ontology annotation, biological process: phosphatidylserine exposure on apoptotic cell surface; engulfment of apoptotic cell; apoptotic process involved in development. The record is from RefSeq and is a predicted model, not a curated record.
AGAGGCGGUUACUCAUAGUCCGCUCAGUGUCAGAACGCAUUUCACCAGCUAAACACGUAAGGAACGAUUCGCUUCCGCACAAAAUCUAAGGGGAAUCCGCAUACUGUAGGUGACAUCAACAUUGCCAUGGAGGCGGGACUUGGUCAUGCAGCCAGUCCACCGCAACAUAUACUCGGCUACGCCAUACGGAGCCGCACACGCAUAUACUUCUCAUACAUAGUGCCCACUUGUCUGGCGCUGCUGGUGUACAUUGCACAGACUGCAUCCGAUUUGGCCCUCAGCUACCAGCUUUUCAGACAGCAUGCUCCGGGUUUUGGGGCUGGCACACUGGUGCUGGUGCUCGUACCGCCCGCCCUAACAUUCCUGCUGGUUAUCACGUCCCGGGAACAGCGCAGCAGCGCCAGCUCUGAUCAUAACAAGUGCGCUGCUCUUGCCCUUGGUUUGCUCCGGCUCAUGCUGUUCCCCUUUUUUGUUGUGUACAGGUUCUCAAUGCGCUUGUUUUGGGCCGUCGAGGCACUCUUCCACGACGAUGACGAUGUGGAGCGCAUGAAGUGCUUGGACAAGGCGACGCAGACCUCCAGCAUAGAGCUGUAUCUGCUGAUCCAAGCCUACGCCCAGGCAGCGCCUCAAAUAAUCCUACAGCUAUACUUUAUGCUUGAGCAGGACCUCUUUCGCAACUACGAAACCUCCGCCGUACAGGCCUUAUCCCUAGUCUUCUCGGCUAUCGAUUUGGCCGCCAUAACAACCAGCUAUCAUCGCAUUGAGAGCCAGCGUCGCGUGGGUCGCCAUUAUCCCUGGGCCACGCCACAACAGGUGGAGUCGCAUCGCUGCCAGCUUGAGCAAAACGAGCGCCUGUGCUGCGAUGCCGAGCGCAAGAAAAGGGAGUCGGAGCGCACAAUCGCCAGCUUCCCGGAGUCGGAGAGGAUCAUGGCCAACUUUCAUGCACGCCAGAGAACGGAUCCCGAUCCAGGUGUGGCCACUCACGAGGUGCAUGUGCGGGGAGAAGAUGAGGUCGACAAUGACGGUUUGGAACAGCUCGAGACGAAGGCCUUGCUGCACACUGGGCCAAAGGACAAUGCCACCGACGAUGACAAGCUGCAGGUGACGAGGCCCAAGCUGCGACUGUGGCAAAAGGAUCUAGAAGACCUUGACACUAUUGAAGUGCUGGACACAGUACCCGAAACACCACCACCACCUCCACCGCCGGUAACAGCACCGCCAGAACUCCCCGUACUAAAACCCUCUGAUGAUGGCCCUCCACUCCCUGAUCUGCGACGAACCGUAUCGGACAACGAGCACCGGCGGAGUCGUCGCGUCACCAGACCGCUCUCGCAGCUAGAAACGUUCAAGGACAUGCUGCUGAUCAAUGCGCAGCUGUACAUCAAGGAGCAUGUACCACGUCCGCCAAAGCUUCUUAUAGGACGGAUAAACGAGGAGCCUAAUGAGGAGCGUAGUCCGCUGGUGGCCCGAUCACCUGGAAUACAGACGCCAAAGGACACCCCGCUCACGCCCAAGGAUGUCGUGGACUUCUACUUCCCCCGGCCCACGAAAAUAGUGAACGGCAUUCAGCAGGAUGACUUUGCCGGCCGCACUGUUGCCUUCUUCGGCUGGAUUGCCUUCAUCACGAUGCGGAUGCUGGCUCUGUCCACGUUCUGCGUCUUCUAUCCCCGAGCCUUCUUCAUUGUGUUGGGCGUGCACUAUGCCCUAAUGCUGGCGUGCCUGGCUUUGGAGACGCGCUGUCGUGGCAGCUGGAACCGCACGCUAUUCUAUUUGCUUCUGGCCUACGUCUACAUCUUUGUGCUGCUGGAAUUUCGCGUGUGCUUCAAGAGCAUCCGGCUCUGGUAUGGCGGCUUUCUGAUGCUGACGCUGGUCGAGAAUAUCACCAUGACGGCCAUUUGGUAUGACAACGAGGAGUUCGAGUCCUGGUGGUUCGGCUUCAUCGGGGAGUGGAUAGUCUACAGCGGGAUUAUGUUCGUAGCCACCCUCAUAGUCUACUACUGCCUACUGAGACCCAGGGAUGUCUCUCUCAUCGUGGAGGACGCUGCGCCACCAGCGUCGGAACCCGAUCAAUCUGUUGCCUAGACGGUAAACUGUCGUUGCCCGGUG